Messenger RNA from Rana temporaria (common frog), 1405 nucleotides. Its product is annotated as glycerol-3-phosphate dehydrogenase [NAD(+)], cytoplasmic-like. Gene Ontology annotation, biological process: carbohydrate metabolic process; glycerol-3-phosphate catabolic process. Gene Ontology annotation, cellular component: glycerol-3-phosphate dehydrogenase (FAD) complex; cytosol. The transcript is spliced from 9 exons. The coding region runs from base 229 to 1278 and encodes 349 amino acids. NCBI's taxonomy places the organism in Eukaryota, Metazoa, Chordata, Amphibia, Anura, Ranidae. The record is from RefSeq and is a predicted model, not a curated record. Gene Ontology annotation, molecular function: protein homodimerization activity; glycerol-3-phosphate dehydrogenase [NAD(P)+] activity; NAD binding.
GCGCAGAGCAGCGGGCACAGAACAGCGGGCACAGAGCAGCGGGCAGAUCACAUCAGCGUGCCGGGCACAGAACAGCGGGCACAUCAACGGGCACAGAGCAGCGGGCACAUCACAUCAGCGGGCACGCAAAGUACCGGGCACAGCACAGCAUACAUCACCGAGGACACAUUACCGGGAAUAGAUCCGGGCACACAUUACCGGGCGGGUGUAGAGCGGAGAGAUCCGAGGAUGGCACCGCUCAGAGUCACCGUCAUCGGCUCCGGCAACUGGGGAUCGGCGAUCUCAAUCAUCAUCGGCAACAACACCAAAAGGUCCAACCGCUUCCACCCGCUGGUGAACAUGUGGGUGUGGGAGGAGCUCGUCGGCGGGCGCAAGCUCUCCGAAAUCAUCAACCAGGAGCACGAGAACGUCAAGUACCUCCCCGGCCACCGGCUGCCCCGCAACGUGGUGGCGAUGCCGGAGUUGGCGGACGCGGUAUCCGGGGCAGAUAUCUUGGUGUUUGUGGUGCCCCAUCAGUUCAUCGGCACCAUCUGCGACCGGCUAGCCGGACACCUGAAAUGUGGAGCUUACGGCAUCUCUCUGAUUAAGGGAGUGGAUCAGGGGCCCAACGGACUGAAGCUGAUCUCAGAUGUGAUCCGGGAGAAGCUCGGUAUACAGGUCAGCGUUCUGAUGGGGGCAAACAUCGCCAGCGAGGUGGCGGAGGAGAAGUUCUGUGAGACCACCAUCGGGUGUAAGAAUCCACAACAUGGACAGAUCUUUAAAGAACUGAUGCAGACGGCAAACUUCCGGAUCACGGUGGUGGAGGACUGCGACACGGUGGAGAUCUGCGGAGCCCUGAAGAAUAUAGUCGCGGUGGGCGCUGGAUUUUGUGACGGUCUGGACUUCGGUGAUAACACGAAGGCCGCUGUGAUCCGUCUCGGUCUGAUGGAAAUGGUGGCGUUCGCUCGUCUCUUCUGCACCGGCGCCGUCUCCACCAGCACCUUCCUGGAGAGCUGCGGCGUCGCCGACCUCAUCACCACCUGUUAUGGCGGAAGGAACCGCAGAGUGGCGGAAGCCUUCGUCAGGUCUGGUAAAUCCAUCGAGGAGCUGGAGAGAGACAUGCUGAAUGGACAGAAGGUCCAGGGCCCCCCGGCCUCCGCCGACGUCUACAACAUCCUCAAACAGAAGGGAGUGCUGGAAAAGUUCCCCCUGUUUGUGGGCGUGUAUCGGAUCUGCUAUGAAGGACGCCCCGUCCAGGAAUUCAUCUCCUGUCUGCAGAACCAUCCGGAGCAUUACUAGAGCACGGCAUUCUGGGUACAGCCUGAGACGGGACCACGAUUCGCACAAAGGAUCCUGGGUAACGCCUCGCCUCAUCCCAGCCGGAAAACUUUAUUACUAUUUCUGUGUCUGCGCUGCUUUCUGUGUG